Bicyclus anynana (squinting bush brown) is the source of this 3030-nucleotide messenger RNA. RefSeq lists its product as uncharacterized. The transcript is spliced from 3 exons. The record is from RefSeq and is a predicted model, not a curated record. Gene Ontology annotation, cellular component: extracellular matrix. Lineage: Eukaryota; Metazoa; Arthropoda; Insecta; Lepidoptera; Nymphalidae. The coding region runs from base 166 to 1839 and encodes 557 amino acids.
GCCGAGUAAGUUAGCACACUACCUAUAGUGAUCUGUGGCACACUACACAAAACUCGACCAUGCCUCCUUGUGUAUAGACGUGCGUGUUGUUUGUAUACUUUGUGUUAUUUGUGCAUUUUUGUGGUUAUUUUUUUGUGCUUUUCUUGGAUAAAAUAUUGAGAUAAUAUGGCGAAAACAGCAUGCACCACCUCUGUAACCAUCAUACUAUUUAUAACAGUACACCUCACAGCUACAGCCAAACAAAACCCUAGACCAGUGUUCGAAAGCAAUAACGAACAAGAGAGGAUAGACGACUCCGUAAGAUUAUCAAAUAACCCAGGGUAUUUACCGUUUGGCAAUCCUCUAGCUGGUAAUUCCAUACAAAAUGCUAGAAUUCAUAGAAACAACCAGCAAGCAAUGUUCAAUGCUGAAAGAAUAAGGCAACAUAAGGCUCAGCUACAAAGAUGGUCCAAAGGGCCUCAAAUAAUUGACAGCUACAUGAAAGCUUACCACGACUCUCAAGAAAAUCAUCAACUUACAUUGGAAAAUCAACAGGCGACCUUAAAAGAUGGCCCCGUUACUGCAGCACCUGUAAGGAUUCUGGGGAGACCGGUUAAACAAAGAAACGUGCAAAAGAAGAGAGUUCCAAAUUUAGAAAAUACAGGAAACAUAGCACAAAUUGACUGUUUAUCAGGAACAAACAGAGGACAACUUCCUAAACGAGGAGAUAUUAAAUUUUUCCAAGGAUCAGAACCAACGAAAAUCACUAAAGCUGAUGCAGUUAUCAAAGAUGUGAGAAAUAGAAAUCAUAGGUCCUACGGUUCGUCAGAUUACCAUCAGAAUUUAGAAACAAAAAGGUAUAAAACUGUGUACGCAUCUCCUGCUCCGAGUUACGAACACGGAGUAACGAUAAAACCAAAUGGUAAUGCUGGUAUCGCGCAACCAAGUGAACUAGCUAGCCUAUAUACAUCAGCAGUACCAAGUGACGCGAAAUAUGCUUACCCAAAUAACGUCAAUAGCCUAAAAUCAGUACAAGACAUUCAAGCGCUUAAUUCUCUACUACACAAGAGUCCUACAGAACAACUAACAGAGUUUAACGCCUUAUUAAAUAAUGGCAAAAUUCCUGAAGAUAUUACCAAAGGGGUACCUGUAGACUUUUAUUUCUAUCUCAAAGACCCAACACAACAUGGUAUAGCACAAAAUUACGAUAACUUAAAGUAUACGCAGAUACCUCAAACGUAUGCCAGCGCGUUUGCACCUGAUCAUGUUACAAAAGAUUAUACACCAAUCACUGAAGACGUAGAUGAUAUAGAAGAUCCCAAUAAAGGCCCGGUCACAUUUAAUCUACAGCCAAUUCCACCAACUAAAAUACCAGAACAAACUACAACAACAAAAAGCAACAACUAUUACAAAGUCGAAGUUGCCAGUCAAACUAUAAGUGCAGGACUUAAGCCAAAGCAUAUAAAAGAAGAGUAUUAUGUUAAACAAGAAAAUGACCCUCACUAUGAAUCAUUAACUUAUGGGUACCAACCCAUUUAUGUAGACGGGGGGGACAGCAAAAGUGAAAUGUAUUUACAUCAUAAUGCAGAACCAACAGGUGUUCAGCAUUUACUAGAAGACGGGACACAGACCUCAGCGUUUGGAGAUGACAACCUCCACUACGCAGCAAACUACGAUUUUGGCUACCGAGUUCACGAUAAAGACAGUGGAAACUACUUCGGCCAUAGAGAAGCUAAACAAGGGAAAUCCACCAAAGGAACCUACCACGUCCUCUUGCCAGACGGUAGGAUGCAACUGGUCAACUACUCCGCUGGUCCUUCGGGAUUCCACGCUGACAUAAGUUAUGACCACAUGCAAUAGACAACAUUGUAUUUUUAAUCGUUCCUCUGCUAUCGCGUUAACUUUUUUUUUGCUUGGCAUCUCUAUCCUCUCUGGUUUUUGUCAGAGAGGAUACAGAUACAGAAGGGAAUACCUUACUGGCAUUACUUAAAUGGAGUUUUAGCGGGAAAAUUGUAGAAAAUAGAUGAAGCUCUUAGCUGUCGUUUUAUUUUCAUUGAUUUGCUGCAAUUUAGAGUUUUAUUGUAUAAAGUAGAAUGCAUUUUAUUCAAUAUAGUUUUCUAACUGCACAAGUGAAGUGGAAGUUGAGCGACAGUGUUUAAUUCGAUUUUUUGCUGGACUCAAAAGUUUUGGUAAGGAUGCCUUACAAGCAUUAUAAUAUGACUUAACUUAGGACCAACUGACGGACAACGACAGCCGAUGUAAACUCGUAUAUUAUGAUAUGAAUACAUGGCUGUGCGUUGUAAUACCUUUGCCUUUUCCUUAUAGGAAAAGCUAAUAAAUAUAGCUAAAAAAGUAAAAAAAUAUUGACAUGGAAGUGUGUGAAAAUUGAAAAUUGAUCCAAAGCUUAUCGGCUACCUAUUCAAUUCUGCUCGAGAUUUUGUAAUUUAUAUCUAUCCAGUAAAUAUUACCUAGUCGUUUUAUGCACUCCCAUAAUAAAACAAUUAACAAUUACGGAUGGUAGAGUAAAAAGUCCUAUAUUAGUCAAUUAAAUUAGUUUUAUUUAAAUAAUUAUAAUUAUGUGAAAUUAAAAUCUAAUAAUUAUGUUGAGUAUUUAUUUCUUUUUGUAAAAUUAAAAACGAACGCGACGAAAAAUAGGCGGGAAUACAAAAAUGCUGUAAUAAACUGUUCAUGAUUUCAUUGUUAAGGUGACAACCUAAAUGCAAAUAAAACACAAACAUAAUGAAAAUUUAUUACCAAGAAGAAUAAAUAAUACACGUAAGUAUCCAUAAUAAUAAUUAUGUACAGGAAGUUAGGUUAAAUGUUAUUAUAUUUCGACUUAUUAACUACUGUUAUUGUAAUAUGUACUUAAUUAUUUUACGAAUUUAAAUUACUCAAUACAAAUACAUACUAAGGUACCUACUUAUGAAAUAAAUUAUAAAUCUUGUAUAUAAUAAAUUAGUUAUAAUAGUAUACAAGUAAAAAUAUAUUAAUAUGUAUAAUAAAUACUUAAUUUAUUUAUUAAGUAAAAAUAAAAUAUUAAAAUUACAAUAA